AUGGAUAUUCAGCGAGCAAUGAAUUCAAUGCACACGCGUUUGAAGCUGGUAGCAUUCGUGCACUUCAUUCUGAUUGUGCUGGCUCUCGGAAGUGCUUGGCUGCCAUCGGCUUAUCUGUUCUAUAACCUCCUAUACAUGGUAGCACUGUUCUGGGCGAUACACUGUCGCGAAUCGAUCGACGCGGUCCAAAUUUGUGCCGUCAUCAAUGGGUUUAGCUUCUUCUUCGAUCUGAUGGGUAUCAUUUCGUACUUUCCAUCGCACGGUAUCUUUUCCGCCGUGUUUGCCAUACUCAACCUGGUCAUCCGUCCGUUCAGUUUGUUGCUGCUGCAGCGUGAACUUUCCGACCGUGGCGGAAGCUUCGAUCUCGGGCACGAUGGUACGGGCGGCGUUGGUGAACACCCGACCAGCUACGAGGAUAUUGAUGCACCGCACCAGCAGACACCGUCGCACGGGCAGGUGAAUGUUAAUCUGUUCAAGUGA
Molecule: messenger RNA, 480 nt
Organism: Anopheles marshallii
Lineage: Eukaryota; Metazoa; Arthropoda; Insecta; Diptera; Culicidae
Product: type-1 angiotensin II receptor-associated protein-like
Exons: 3
Coding region: 1-480 (159 amino acids)
Biological process (GO): angiotensin-activated signaling pathway
Cellular component (GO): plasma membrane
Source: RefSeq, a predicted model, not a curated record